UAGACGACGCACGCCCCCGCGGACGACACCAUGGCUCGCUCGUUCCUUGUCGUCGCUUGCUUGUUCUCCGCGAUCGUGCUCGCCUCCGCCGCGCGCCCAAACCCGCACGACGGCCUCGCGCUGAAGCUCUCGCGCCACAACCUCGGAACCAAGGUCGCCUCAGAUCUCGGACACGUUCUCGCGGCGACAGAAUCCCUCUCCACCCCAGAGUGCGAGGCCGCGUAUAAGAUCCUCAACAACGACAAAUCCCCCGGCGGCUACAUCGAGACCGUGGAAAAAAUCUUCGCCAUCGCGCGCGCCGUGGGAGAGGAGGCCGGCGCCGUGUGCGGCGCGCACCUCAAGGUCCGCUGGGACUCCGAGCCCGUGUACUGUAAGCAAUCCUGUCAGGUUUUCUGGACUCCAGAGAGGAUGGCCCUGGUCGACCAGAUCGACGCCGCGGUCGCGAAGGUUCUCCCCGGUGGGCACGAGAUCGUGUGGCUCCACGAGAGCGUUACGCUUCCCUUCCCGCCGUUCCCGCUGGUGGACAUGAAGGCAGAUUUUGACGCCAUCGUGCCGGUUUUGAUCCCGGCGGCGUGCCAGGACGCGGCCGACAUGGACGGCAUCCUCGGGUGGUACUCCUCGGGGUGCCGCGACGAGAAUCCGAAGCUGAAGAAGUGCGAGUUCAGCUACGACUGAGCCCUGACGACGCGCAUGAGCAGAAAUGCGCAUGUAAAUGACCCUUAGCACGAUGUAAAGAGCACUAUGUACUCUAUGUGCCAGACUGGCGAGAUACAAACUUUGGACAACUUUAUAACGCGCUGCGCCGCUAACGAGCUAGCACUACCUUUCCGUUGGGAGUUCCGAUACGACCAUUGGUGGAGGCACGAUGGACGCACCGCCGCUGGGCUGGACGGCGGAGGGGCGCGCGCGUAAGAUGCGUGCACUCCGUGCAGAGGCCGGCCGCAAGGCGAAGGAGGAGCUCGACGCCGCGAGGGAGAGGUUACGCAAGAAGGAGGCCCUGCUGCGCAGGAUGAAGCAGGACAGGCUGAAAGAACACGAGACGCUCCGGAGGAUGGCGACCGCGGACGACGGCGAGGCGCUCGAGCGACGCGCGAGGGAGGCGGAGGCGCGUGCCGACGACAAGGAGAACAAAAGGCUGUGGUUCCGACCGUGCGAGACGUGCUUCGAGAUACGCAAGGCUGCGGCGCUCGGCAAGGACCCGGAUUACGCCUCGAGGCUGUGCACGAGGUGCAACGCUCGCGCGGUCAAGGAGGCCGCGGAGGAGGUGCGAAGGGUCCGGCUGGACGGUGGGGCCCGAACGGACGACGACGAAAACGAAAACGACGCGUCCGGGACGAACCCCCCCCGAACGGUCGACGCGUUGCGAGCGGACCUCGCCGCCGCGGAGGCGGCGGUGGCGCUCUCGGGCGUGGAGGACGACAGACUCGCGGCGUUGGAUCGAUGCGCGCAGCUGCGGGUCGCCAUCGAGACGGCGCGGGUGGGCGCGACGAGGGAGGCGCGGCGGCGGCGGCUCGAGGAAAAGGAGGAGGACGACGACGACGACGAGGACGAGCGAGUCGACCUGAACACGUCCAUGGAGACCGAGCCGGGAACCGGGGAGACGUGGAUAAACAGCUGACGGACUUUCGACGAUCGACCAAAUCCCCGAACACGACGGCGCCACCUCGUAGUUAUGAUACACUCGACGC
This is a messenger RNA of Micromonas commoda, 1688 nucleotides long. RefSeq lists its product with no specific name. The record is from RefSeq and is a predicted model, not a curated record. Lineage: Eukaryota; Viridiplantae; Chlorophyta; Mamiellophyceae; Mamiellales; Mamiellaceae. The transcript is spliced from 2 exons. Bases 31 to 675 code for a protein of 214 amino acids.